Messenger RNA from Triticum aestivum (bread wheat), 874 nucleotides. RefSeq lists its product as uncharacterized. The transcript has 4 exons. Lineage: Eukaryota; Viridiplantae; Streptophyta; Magnoliopsida; Poales; Poaceae. The coding region runs from base 8 to 559 and encodes 183 amino acids. The record is from RefSeq and is a predicted model, not a curated record.
UUUGGUGAUGCGCAUCUCUAAAGCGAACCACCGUGCUCCGGUUGGUGGGGUGGGCCUCCUCGUCCGCUUCCUCCUCUUCUGGUCCUUCUUCUCCGGCGAGCUCUGCGCCACCGGUGCCGUCGGCGGGAUGACGGCGGCCUCGAGGCUGUCCUACAGGAACGCCACCGUCGCCCUGUGCGCCAUCAAUGUCCUCGCGGUGGCGCUCCUCCUCCGCAGCCACUUCUCGUCCUGGCCGCGGAUCGCCGGCGGCCACCGGUUCGAUUCAGCUCAGCUACGGUACAUAUGGGAGUCUGAAGAGUUGCGCCGUGCUAUGGAGCCUGUGGAUUUGAUUAGGAGAGUGAAGGAAAUUGAGCAAGAAGCUUAUGGAGAGCCUGGCAUGUCAACAACGCAAGAAGGGACGGCUGCUGUUGACUUAUCGAAAAGGUUGAAAGAUUUACGGCAAGGGAAUGACGGCAGCAGCCAAAGAGCCCUGGAGGAGUGGCGCAAGCGGAAGAUGGAGCGGGCGAGGCAGCGGGCGAUCGAGAAGGACGGGAUGAUGCCCGGUGCAAAAACACCUUGAAGCGUAUACGUGUGCUACAAGCGUUCCAGAACACGGGGGCGGCACUGGUAUUCUUCUUCUCCUGCUUAGCCCCCGGGGUUGCCGCGGCGGUAAAUAACUACGAUGUUCAUCGGUCUGUUGAAGGGACAGUAGCCGCACGAUCUUCUGUCAUCCAUGUAAAAUCACCUGUAACACACGCUGCUGUGUUGGAGACGAAAUGAACGAAGUUUAGCUAGUACGUACUAUAACAGAAAAGAAGGCAAAUCGCUGUGUGGUGUGGUGCUGUGUUGUUAGAUUAUGGCAGUGGAAGAGAAGUGACUAGUUGUUCAUGGGAAA